CGAUAAUAAACAAGAGUGGGGGGUAAUUACAACUCUCAAUUAAUUCUUUUGGAUAAUUGGGAUGUCUACAAACGUCUACGUCUUUGUAUUCGUAAUGUACAAACGAUUCCCCACAAAAUUAACCUCAUUUUCACCAAAAAAUGUCGAUUCUUUUGUUGUACAACUGUUGAUUAUUAAUUAUCCACGAGACGACAAACAAAAUUAACAGAUGUACAAUCCAUCUUCUAACGAUCAACAAUCAUCUGCAUUAAUUAAUCCUUCGAUUUAUAACUCUUCAUUAGUCAACCUCAUUAGCGUGUCUCCCGCCCUUUGUUAGUAACGGUUUUACGAGCACCUGAUUGAUGUACACAAAGGACGAGUAUCUUGGCUUUGUAACAUUCGUAAUUAUUAACAAAUGGAGGCUAACGAAGGGUUGAUUGCUGUGCACGUGGGUGCAGGUCAGCAUUCUGAGGCCCUGAAGAAAAAAUACCAAAAGCUUUGUAAAUUAGCUUGUGAGAGGGGCUGUGAUGUCCUUAGGGAUGGAAAAACGCCCAUGGAUGCUGCUGUUGCAGCAACAAUGGUUCUGGAAGAUUCUCCCCUGACCAAUGCUGGUUUUGGAUCCAAUUUAACACUGAAGGGUCAGGUGGAGUGUGAUGCCAGUGUCAUGGAUGGUUCAAGACUGCUUUUUGGAUCUGUUGGUGCUGUAAGUGGUAUAAAAAAUCCAGUUUAUCUGGCUCAACGUCUCUGUGAUAAUCAGACUGUGAAGAUAAGUCAUGGAAGGGUGCCACCAGCUGUACUAGUGGGACCUGGGGCCCAUUCAUGGGCUAUGGAGAUGGGUGUGGAGACUAUUCCAAUGGAGAAUUUGGUGUCAGCACAGGCGAAGAAGAUUUAUCAUCAUUAUAAGAAGAAGCUGGAUGAUCCUGGUGGAAAGAUUAAGGUAUCAGGACCCAGGUUGGAUACUGUGGGUGCUGUUUGUGUUGAUAGCUUUGGAGAUGUUGCUGCAGCAUGUUCCAGUGGUGGAAUAAUACUCAAGACUCCUGGUAGAGUGGGACAGGCUGGUGUAUGGGGUUGUGGUGUCUGGGCUAAACAGGGAAUCGUCUCCAUUGGAUCAUCGACAUCUGGAUGUGGAGAGCAUUUGAUAAAGACAACACUUGCCAGGACCAUUGCAGAGGCUGUUGAUGGGAGAUUUGAAGGGGAUGGAAACUAUGCAAGAAGCCUUCAUGACACUGUCAACAGGAACUUCAUUGGAUCUGAGUUCCUUCAGCCAGUUGAACAGAAGAUGGGAGGAGGGAUUAUUGUGAGGUAUGAUAGGAAGGAGGGAUUGGGGGAUCUCUUGUGGACACACUCGACACCUUCGAUGAUCCUGGGAUACAUGAAUUCCAUGGAGAAGAGGGCAGUGGGACUGACAUCCACUUUGGAAGCCCAGCAUGUGGGGAAAAAGGCUGUGGUACAGGGGAUUCCCUUCAAGUUCUGAUCACCAGGGUUUCUUCAAGAACUGAGAUGUACUCAUUAAGAUAGAAUAAAAAGUUUAUUGAUGAGGA
Messenger RNA from Diachasmimorpha longicaudata, 1520 nucleotides. It is a transcript of the gene Tasp1, whose product is annotated as Taspase 1. Gene Ontology annotation, molecular function: asparaginase activity; threonine-type endopeptidase activity; beta-aspartyl-peptidase activity. Lineage: Eukaryota; Metazoa; Arthropoda; Insecta; Hymenoptera; Braconidae. The transcript has a single exon. Gene Ontology annotation, cellular component: cytoplasm. The record is from RefSeq and is a predicted model, not a curated record. Gene Ontology annotation, biological process: protein maturation. The coding region runs from base 395 to 1453 and encodes 352 amino acids.